AUGCUAUCUACUUCCGGCCUAGUUUUUGUCCUCUUUGCCUUCGCGGUGGGUCGCGAAGGUGUCCUAUCUUCGGCUUCAUCUCGCGAGUUACGCUGUGGUCGGCGACUGGUGUCAGGCCUCUUUUCCCGACCACGUCUACCUCUUGGAUAUUCUUAUGUGACUACUGUUCCUCGUGGGGCCUGCAGGCUCAAUGUCUCGGAGAUCAUGCCCAGCGAGAAUUAUAUAGCUUUGAAGAUAUCCAAUGGGUCGUAUAUUAUGAAUGGUGAGUUCGCGGUGUCGGCGGCGGGCACGUACGAGGCUGCGGGCGCGCGCUUCGUGUACACGCGGCAGGGCUCGCUCGACAGCGUCAUCGCACAUGGACCUAUACAUCACCCUAUCGACAUCAUGAUACUUUAUACUCAACCGAAUCCAAGUAUAAAGUAUGAGUAUUUCACGGAAUCACUUCCUGGUGAGAUUGAAAGUGAUAGUGUGACGAAGGCUGACUUCCCUGAAGUGUCGUCUACGGCUGUGACGAAGCACUAUAGACGGCAUCACAGUUACGACGCGUUCCCAAGGACAAACGCUGUUGUGCCACGACAUCCAGACCUGAGUUUUAGUAAUGAGGAUGAUGCUGAUGAGGUAGUGGUUGGUAAUAUGAAGUUUAUGUGGAAGAUACUGUCUUAUUCCCAAUGCACCAGAACUUGUGGAGGUGGAAUACAGUUGGGUAAGUUCCGAUGCGUGGAAGCUAACGGCAGUAACCGCGAGGUGGCAGCACUGCACUGUGCCGGUGUAGCUCCUCCUGCCCGACGUCGAAGGUGUGCUAACAUUCCUUGUCCACCCCGCUGGAGAGCUGCUGCCUGGAGUAGUUGUCCCAAAUGUGGACCUGCCACCAGGACCAGGAUUGUUGGAUGUGUACAGGACCAUGCCAGGGGUAUUACUAAGAUAAGCGAUCAAAAAUGUCCGCUACCAAAACCAAUGACAUCAGAAAAGUGUAUUAUCCCAGAAUGUGACAAAGUAAUUGGUGGAGAAGUGAGACAGAUCUUGUCGAAACGUGUGACGAAGCCGAAGGACCAUACAGAUAACUUUAGAGAAGGUCCAGUCUAUUCAGUAGCUGUUAACAGCACGGAUUUUGAUGUUGGGCCCGAAUACUCAUUUAGUCCUGCGGCUGGAUGGCUUUAUACUGACUGGUCAGAGUGUGUGGGUUGGUGUGUCGGUGGUGGAGUACAAAGCAGAGGAGUACGAUGCGCUGAUCCUUCAGGAUGCUCCCCCAAGAAGGCUCCGGAGUCUUCUCGCAUUUGUAGUCCGAAGAUCGAAUGUGAACCUCUUGAUGGGCAGUGGUUUACUGGUGAAUGGUCUCCCUGUUCAGCUCCUUGUCGAGGUAAACAAGUACGUGGAGUUCUAUGCAUCGGUGGUACUGGAAGACAUUUGAAGGACACAGCAUGUCACCUGGCAAAACCUUCUCAUGAACGAGAGUGCUCCACUGAUUGUAGACCAACCUGGUUCUAUGGUGAUUGGGGACCGUGUAUUGGCAACUGCUCGAGUGGACCUAGUACAGGGAUCCAACACCGUUCUGUGGUAUGCACGAAAGCUGACAAUGUUCCUGUCAGUGAGACUGAGUGCGUUUCACCACGUCGAGCAACCCGUACAUGUGACCUUACCUGCCCAUCUACUACAUCUACUACAUCUACUACAUCAAUAUCAUCUGCUUCAUCUGCUUCAUCUGCUUCAUCUGCUUCAUUUGCUCCGUCUACUACGUCUACUACGUCAACUUCGUCUACUACUCGUACAGUCCCAGUUGUUACGCCUCACAGAAAACCGUUACAACCAAUUGAACCUUACAUAGUUUCAGACCACGAACCUACUCAAAGGAAUGUUACUCAGAGAACCGCGUCUAAGGAUCGCGGGUCAAAAGGUAACUGCGCAGACAAAUUGAACAACUGCAUCCUAGCCGUGCAAGCGCGUCUCUGCCAUUACAAGUAUUAUACACACAAUUGCUGCAAAUCUUGCGGUGGUCGGUGA
This is a messenger RNA of Spodoptera littoralis (African cotton leafworm), 1998 nucleotides long. The record is from the annotation of a GenBank genome assembly. Lineage: Eukaryota; Metazoa; Arthropoda; Insecta; Lepidoptera; Noctuidae.